This is a messenger RNA of Calidris pugnax (ruff), 3145 nucleotides long. RefSeq names its product phospholipase C delta 3 (gene PLCD3). Gene Ontology annotation, molecular function: calcium ion binding; phosphatidylinositol-4,5-bisphosphate phospholipase C activity. Gene Ontology annotation, biological process: intracellular signal transduction; lipid metabolic process. Lineage: Eukaryota; Metazoa; Chordata; Aves; Charadriiformes; Scolopacidae. The coding region runs from base 275 to 2536 and encodes 753 amino acids. The record is from RefSeq and is a predicted model, not a curated record. The transcript has 15 exons.
GUCUAUCCCAUCCCAUCCCAUCCCAUCCCAUCCCAUCCCAUCCCAUCGUGUCUGUCCUGUCCCAUUUGUCCUGUUUGUCCCAUUCCAUGCCACCCCAUGCCACACCACCCCAUGCCACGCUAUCCCAUCCUGUCUGGACCCAUCCCAUCCCAUGGGAUUUGGGGGGUGUACACAUGCAGGUGUGCAAUUGAGCCCUCCCCACUCCCACUCAGUACCCCCAGUCCACCCCCAGAGCCUCCAGUACCGCCCAGUGCCCCCCAGUACCCGCUGAGGGAUGCCCACGGGCUGGUCCCCCUCAGGCCUGACGGAGGACGAGGACGUCCAGCGGAUGCUGCGGGGCUCCCUGCUCUGGAAGAUCAAGUCCCGGGGGGGCCCCAGGGAGCGGCUCUUCCGCCUGCAGGAGGACGGGGCGACCGUCUGCUUCGAGGGGGGCUUCAGGCGCGCCCGCUCCCAGCAGAGCUUCUCGGUGAUGCACAUCGAGGCGGUGCGCGAGGGACGCCAGUCGGAGGGUCUGCGCCAGCACGGAGCCGCCUUCCCCGAGCGGCACUGCUUCACCCUCGUCUUCAAGGGCAAGCGCAAGAACCUGGACCUGGCCGCCCAGGGCGAGGAGGACGCCCGGCACUGGGUGCAAGGGCUCUCCAAGCUGAUGGGGCGGCUGCAGGCCAUGAGUCAACCGGAGAAGCUCGACCACUGGAUCCACGGGGUCCUGCAGCGAGCAGACAGGAACAAGGACAACAAGAUGUCCUUCCGGGAGGUGAAGAGCAUGCUGAGGAUGAUCAACAUCGACAUGGACGAUGUCUACGCCUACAAGCUCUUCAAGGAGUGCGACCGCUCUGGCAACGAGCGGCUGGAGGGCCGGGAGGUGGAGGAGUUUUGCCGCCGGCUGCUGCGGCGGCCGGAGCUGGAGGAGCUUUUUGGGCGUUACUCGGGGGAGGACCGGGUCCUGUCGGCCGAGGAGCUGCGGGAUUUCCUGCGGGAUCAGGGGGAGGACGCCAGCCUGCGCCAGGCCCGCGCCAUCAUCCGCACCUACGAGCUCAACGAGAAGGCCAGGCAGCAGGACCUGAUGAUGCUGGACGGCUUCAUGAUGUACCUCCUCUCGGCCGCCGGUGACAUCCUCAACCAGGAGCACACCAAGGUGCACCAGGACAUGAGCCAGCCCCUGUGCCACUACUUCAUCUCCUCCUCCCACAACACCUACCUGACCCGCAACCAGAUCGGUGGCACCAGCAGCACCGAGGCCUAUGUCAGGGCGCUGAUGGCGGGGUGCCGCUGUGUGGAGCUGGACUGCUGGGAGGGCUCCGACGGGGAACCCAUCGUCUACCACGGCCACACGCUCACCUCCAAAAUCCUCUUCCGCGAUGUCAUCGAGAGCAUCCGCGACUACGCCUUCAAGCAAUCGCCCUACCCUGUCAUCCUGUCCCUGGAGAACCACUGUGGGCUGGAGCAGCAGGCCACCAUGGCCCGGCACAUGAAGGCCAUCCUGGGGGACAUGCUGCUGACGCAGCCGCUGGAGGGGCAGGACCCCCACGACCUCCCAUCCCCCGAGCAGCUGAAGGGGAAAGUCCUGGUGAAGGGCAAGAAGCUGCCAGAGACGUGGCAUGAGCCCCAGGGUGUCACCUCCCUUCUGGACCAUGAGGAGGAGGAAGAAGAAGAGGAGGAAGAAGAAGAGGAGAAGCUGCAGGAGAGAAGCAGCCGGCGGUCGCUGCAGUCGCUGCAGGAGAUCAAACCCCUACAGGCCAAAGAUGCAUCACAGGUGGCCCCGGAGCUGUCGGCUGUGGUGGUGUACUGCCAGGCUGUGCCCUUCCCUGGCCUGGCCCAUGCCCUGCAACACCCCCGGCCCUGCGAGAUGUCCUCCUUCAGCGAGAGGAAGGCUCGGAAGCUCAUCAAGGAGGCUGGCCCGGCGCUGGUCCGGUACAACGCCCGGCAACUCAGCCGCAUCUACCCGCUGGGGCUGAAGAUGAACUCCUCCAACUACAACCCUCAGGAGAUGUGGAACGUCGGCUGCCAGCUGGUGGCCCUCAACUUCCAGACGCCGGGUUACGAGAUGGACCUGAACGCGGGGCGGUUCCUGGGCAACGGGCGCUGUGGUUACGUGCUGAAGCCCCCCUGCCUGCGCAGCCCCCCCGGAGAGGGACCCCGCCGCCUGGCCCUGCACAUCAGGGUGAUCACGGCGCAGCAGCUGCCCAAGUUGAACCGGGAGAAGGGGAGCUCCAUCGUGGACCCCUUCGUGCGGGUGGAGAUCCACGGUGUCCCGGCCGACUGCAGCAAGCAGCAGACCCACCACAAGCUCAACAAUGGCUUCAACCCGCGCUGGGAGGAGACGCUGAGCUUCCAGCUGCGGGCGCCCGAGCUGGCCCUGGUGCGCUUCGUGGUGGAGGACUACGACAGCACCUCCUGCAAUGACUUCGUGGGACAGUUCACCCUGCCCCUGGCCAGCAUGAGGGAAGGGUAUCGCCACAUCCAUCUGCUCUCCAGGGACGGGGCGUCCCUGUCCCCGGCCACGCUCUUCGUGCACGUUCGGUGCAAGAACCUGUGAGGUCCCCGCGGUCCCACUGGGAGGGACAUCACGUACCCCUGUGGGGGACAACUUGGUCCUCCAUGGGGUGGGCAUCCUCCUGCACCAGAGACACCCUGCUCCCUGUGUGGGGACAGCCUGGGGACACCGCUCACCCGGCCACAGUGACAGCAGGGCUGGCUGCGGGACCCCAGGGAGUAGGGGACCCCCUCCAUGUCCCAUAGUGCCACCCCAUCUUCUGCCCUCUGUGCCCCCCCUCCCUGGCUGUGACCCCCAGGGGGACAGGGACGCUGUGACAACCAGGAUGGGGUGGCCAGGCCACCAAAAGGCCAACACAGCCCCAGGGGGGGCGAGAUGGGUGACAGCAACCCCCGAAUGUCACCACCACUGGCCCUGCUCCAUCCCAGCCCCUCCUUGGGCUGCAAGGACAGUGCCAUCACCAUGAGGUUCCCGAGGGGACCCUGCCACCACGCAGUGUCCCUCAGGGGACAUUGUCACCACGCGCCCCGCUGUGCCCAUGGCAUCAAGGCCUGGCUUGGCUGGUUCCCACCCCCUGCUCCAGCACCAGCGACGGGCACAGAUUUAUACCCCGGUGUCAAGCCAGUCAAAUAAAGGUUUUAUUUUAACAGA